Neohortaea acidophila is the source of this 1611-nucleotide messenger RNA. RefSeq lists its product as uncharacterized. The coding region runs from base 1 to 1611 and encodes 536 amino acids. The transcript is spliced from 3 exons. The record is from RefSeq and is a predicted model, not a curated record. Lineage: Eukaryota; Fungi; Ascomycota; Dothideomycetes; Mycosphaerellales; Teratosphaeriaceae.
AUGAUUACUAGCGCGCAAGACGAAAUGCGAUGGUACGCGACCGUGCUGCAUGAGAUGUACUCGGUCUGGUCUCUUACCACGGCCGAGCCGCGAGCCUUCGAGUGCGACCAGCUGGUACAGUGGAUGCUGGAAGAUCGAGUCGCGAGUCCAGUCAGCGGCCGAGCGGCCAACCGCACACAACUCCUGGCCAAAUACCUCGAAGACCGGUUUCCAGAUCCAACCCCUGCGGCCCCAGCUAUCGGACAUAUGGCGCGCACAUCGCUGCCGCAUCUCUGGGCCAGUAUGAAUCUCUCGACACCGCUAAUCCGGUACGCGAUCGAGAGUAUAUGCCUCACGCAUCUGGCGGGCAGGUCAAAGCAAAGCGAUGCCAUUGCGCUGGCCUCUAGAUCCCGUGGCCAGAUUCUGGCGAUGCUGCACCAUGCUGUUGCCACUCAUGACAGUGACAAGCCCAUCGAGAGCUCGCAGACCAUCAUCAUGGUCAUCAUGUUGAUCAGCAUCAUGCCUGCAAUCCCAGGCGAUUCGGAAGUCUUCCUCCGCCAAUCCGCUGUUCAUCUUGAGGGAGCGAUCCAGUUCAUGGCCAAGUACGGGCCAGCCGUGCUCGGCAGCGGGAGGACUGAAAUGAACGACGUCCUCCUGCGACAGCUGCAAUUCCAAGCGAAUGUCGUUUCCAUCGCCCGUCGUCAAGAGAUGAUCUUUGAAAAGCCAUCGUGGGCAAAGGUGCCUCGUAUGUUGCUGAAUGAGGACACAGCAAUUUACCAGGUCACUGGCUGGUUACCACCCAAGACUGAAAAGCGGGUGGAAUGGUGGCACGCCCAGCCAGGCUCUUUAGAGCGCAUCCCCACCGCCGUGCCUGAGCGCAACAUUCCCCGAGAUUUAUUCGGCUCUCUGCCCGGCCUUUGUCGUAUGGCCGACGAGUUCGUUGCUGAAGAAGGGACAGUGACGCCAGAGCGCUUAGAGGACCUGGCUUCCCUCGUGCGCCACACAAACUUCAUCCAGAAGUACUGCAUUCGUGCGGCAGUGUACGACAGCGAAGCCGCGGCCUGCGGUCCGAUGAUUCGCAACACCCAUCUCGACUCCUUCGACAUGUCGCUCGAAGAACACCGAUAUCUCCUGCGCACCUCUUUCGUCCGAGAGCAUUACCAGUUCAAGAGUCCUCAGUACGGAUUCAACAGCGCCAUCACUCGCCACGGAAGUCUGAACAACGACUGCGCCCUUCUAAAAAUUAUCUGCCGCGGCAUGGACCACCACGGUCUGGCAGCGGACUGGACGGGCGUGUCAAAAGCCGAGGUGGAGCAUAGAGCAUACCUCUCCGCGUACGAGAGCUGCCAGCACGUCCACUUUUACAGCCAGCGGCCGCUCACGGCCGUCAAGUUCCUGUACGCAUUUGUCUACACGGCAAGAUCCUUCUUCCACUCUGCCGGAGUCGAGGAGGAGACCAGGUGGUGCGAUGGGUGUCUCGAGGCGAUAUCGGCGCAUGUUCGCCGGCUGGAGAUGGUCACUUCUUCGCUUUGCCCAAUGGUCGAGACGUUUUUCAAGACUUCGGAAGCCUCGCGGUAUGAUUCCGAGGAGAAUAAGCCAUCGACGGACCCUCUACCGUAUUGCCGACCUUAG